AGAAGUUUCCGUUUAAAAAAAGCAACAAAAGCAACGGUCUUUGUCGUGUUUCGCGUGAUUGAUUUUUUACAUUGAUAUUUAACUGAAAAUGUGUAUCGAAGUGUGAGUUUUCGAUAGAUUUCUAGAAAGAUAUUCUAAUAAAUAGUUUUCUAGUGUACUUAUAUUGUUAGUGCGACCAACACAUUACUCAAAAUGAAGGAUCCUUUUGUUAAGGAUUCGGUUAUCGAUUCGCCGGCUAGGGAGAGCCUCAGAAAUGUAGAAGGCUGCUACAAUAAGAAUAUAUUCAAGACUAGUUCUUUUGCGAACUCCCGACGUGCAUUGCAGUCUGGGGCAGACAAGAUUUCAAGAACAUUUCGAAGUGUAAGAAACACCUUCGGGAAUCUGUCACAGCAUUUCAGAUUGGGAGGCAGGCGUCGUCACCGGCUGACAGAGCCUGUAUCUCCUUGCAGGGCUCCAACAACACCCGUUAUGAAGAAGAAGCAGAUACUAGGCAGGAGUCCUACAAAGCUGUACAGCCCGUUUGGCAUAGAGACGCCUCACAGCCGGGACUUCAGGAUGUCACCAUACAUGCCUGACACACCAGACCAUGGUUUGUCACCGAAGCGACGCAAGGGCGUCACCCACUCGUGGCAUAUCUUGGCCAAGAAGAGACCUCGAGCGCUCUUCCAUUGAAUAUCUUACCACAUAACAUGUAUACAUGUAUUAACUCAACGCACAAAUGUAUCCCACCGCUUAAUGUAAGACUAGCUUCUAAGGCCCUUGGAGAUUGUUUAAUGUGAUGAAAAUUUAGUGAGUUAUGUAAUGAAUUCUCAGUUACUGUAUAUUGUAACUAACAAUUAAAAAUCUGAGGAAGUUUAAAAUAAGGAUCCAGUUGUACUUAUUUUGGGCAGCUAUCUCCUAUUUAAAGUUGUCGCUUUGAAAAAAUAAUCAAACUAUCAUUUAGAAUUUUAGAUAGACUAACUUUCAUGUUGAGAAAAUCCUUGUCGAUGCUCAUUUACCUAAGCAUAAAAGUUGUAAUUGACUUUUGCAUUAAACAAUCUCUAGGCGCCUAUCGAUAUUUUGUAUGCAAUUGGUGCUAUAUACAUAGUAUUUUCUUAUUAUUGUAUUACAUACGCGAUUGGCUUGUAUCCGUCGAAAUAACUUGUAUUUGUGGCAAGUUACUGAUAUAAGUACAUAAAAAUGGUUUAAUAUUGAGGCUUAUCUAUUUUGUAAUUCGACUGAGAAAAAAGAGAA
Messenger RNA from Helicoverpa armigera (cotton bollworm), 1233 nucleotides. RefSeq lists its product as uncharacterized. NCBI's taxonomy places the organism in Eukaryota, Metazoa, Arthropoda, Insecta, Lepidoptera, Noctuidae. The coding region runs from base 193 to 672 and encodes 159 amino acids. The record is from RefSeq and is a predicted model, not a curated record. The transcript has 4 exons.